CUGUAGCUCCGCCCCGCUAGACUGCCCCGUCGUUGUAACACAACGUAUCUCAACAGUCCACUGACGCCAGCGUCAAGUGACCGGAACUAAGCACAGACAGGAAACGGGUUACAUUUUUUUUUUUUAUUCCAUAAUUGUUUUCUUUUCCUGUUCUUGAACGCGUGUCUGACAGAGCAGAGCCUGAGGUAUCUCAGAUUAUCAUAUAGUACUGAAAUUGUUGUUGUCAUUUAUUGCAUAUUUUCAGUCCGGGUUUUGGCUAAUUUAAAAUUUUUUGUUUCAUUUGUGUUCUCUGGGCCAAUUUCGAUAAAAAGCACAGGUAUUUGGGGUAUCUAUACUUUAAUUCUACUUUAAUCCUUUUUAAAGAUAAUGUAAGACAAGAUAAACUUCAUUGCUGUUAAGAUUUAAACAUGUUUUAGACUCUGUGAAGCUCUUUGAAUGGGUUUCUGUGUCCUCCAGUCCCUGUUUUAACAUUUAUAUUAGAAUAUAUUCUAUUCAACGUUUAUUUCCCUGCUUACAUUUUAACAUAAUGCAUCAUUUCAUCUGUGUAUGCCUGCCCCAGAGAUACUCUAAGAGUAUUUUAAUAUUUAUCAUUUAUUUAUUUAUUUUUUUAAUUGAAUGUUUAUUUUUUAUUUAUUAAUAUUAUUUAUUCUAGAGGAUUGUAGAGAUAAACUGUGCUUAUUUUAGUUUUCUUAGAGUUUAUUCUGUUAAUAUAUAUCUUAUGAUUGCCAGCCCUAUAUUACUUCAACGACAAAGAAGGCUUUAUUUUGAAAGGUUUGGCCGGAUGUGAGGUCUGUCAGUGUGUCCGGCUUUAGUUGUGAUCGGGUUUACACUCCCUCAGCAUUCAUGUGUUAAGAUAACAAUCGGACAAACGAGCUUCCUGAAAGGUGUAUGAAACCAGCGCGGUACCGGAGCUGCUGAUAAACGUGUUUCUGGUUUCUAGAAUCACUCACAGGGUUAGAUGGGGUUAAAUAAACCUGUUUAAACUGUAAAACGAUCUGAGCGUCGUUUCACCCGGAGUCAGCAGUCAAUGAUUUUUUGUUACCCGAAGUUGGGGAUCGACCUCCCAACUCAGGAUAUCGGAUCAUCCGGGGAGUCCGUGAAGGCGGCAUCAUUGACUUCAGGUUAGGACUCCCGUUGGAGUAACCGGAGGAAAACGGCUGGAUCUACCGUCAAAACUCCGAGGAAAACCACCUGAAAUCAGCCGGGAAAACCAAACUCUGGGGAAUAUUAGUGGCGCUUGACUGCGGAUAAGAAGGGUAUCGAUCUUUCUGGAUGAGCUGAUUGAUCGUGGAGAGUGUGUUGUCGUUGGGAGAGCUCUCUCUCUCUCAGUCACAGGUUGCUAGCGGAGUUACGGCUAACCUCGCUAGCAGAGUAGGCUAGCUGCGGUUAGCUGUGUUUCCCUCUCACGGGUUUUUAGCAGCUGAACUUUAGAAGAGCUCUCCGACAUUUCCAGACGGUGUGCUCUGUGCUUCAGUCAUGAUGUGGGCUGUUCUCGGAGGUUUAUGGUGCUGGCCGGCUGGUAGCAUCGGCUGACUGAAGCCUAACUGUGGGUUUUUCUUCUGCUGGUUUUGGCUCUUCUUUUUUUAAAGGUGGACUUUAACCUCGGGGUGGUGUAACUCUCCUCUCUCCAAUAAAUAAAAAAGGCCCUGUCGGUUCUUCUGCUGGAGUUUUCCUGAACUUGGUGGGAGUUUUUCUCGGCAGGAGGACGGAGGGUAAAAGUUUGGGAAGUUGAAGAGGAUUUUUCCGAGCCUGUGGAAAAAUGGAUGCGGGAAUAGAGAAGGAAUGCAGCGCCUUGGGAGGGCUCUUCCAGCUCAUCAUGAACGACAUGAAGGCCAGCUAUCCCACAUGGGAGGACUUUGUGACCAAAGGGGCCAAGCUCCAGUCCCAGCUCAGGACCACCAUCAUGGUGACCGGAGCCUUCCUCGAUGCUUUCCAGAAGGUGGCAGACAUGGCCACGGGGACCAGAGGAGCCACCAAAGAGAUCGGCUCAGCGCUGACCAGGAUGUGUAUGAGACAUCGCAGCAUCGAGUCCAAACUCAAACUCUUCACCACAGCUCUGUCAGAAAGUCUCAUCACACCGCUGGAGUUAAAGAUGGAGGAGUGGAAAAAAGGGGCGAGUCAGCUGGACAAAGAUCACGCUAAAGAGUAUAAAAAGGCCAGAGCAGACAUCAAGAAGAAAUCCUCCGACACCAUCAAACUGCAGAAGAAGGUGAAGAAAGGGAAGGAUGAGGCUCGGGGGCAGCUGGACAGCGCCCUGCAGGACGUGAAUGUGCGUUACGCCGUCCUGGAGGAGACGGAGAAACGGGCCGUGUGCCGAGCACUGAUUGAAGAACGAGCGCGGUACUGCAGCUUCGUCAGCAUGCUAAAACCCGUGCUGGACCAUGAGAUCAACAUGCUGGGGGAGGUGACACACCUGCAGACUAUUCUGGAAGAUCUGACCAGCCUGACAGCUGAGCCCAACAAACUCCCAGCAGCCAGUGAGCAGGUGAUUUUGGACCUGAAAGGUUCCGACUUUAACUACAGCUAUCAGACUCCUCCGGCUUCUCCCAGCAACACUCUGUCCAGGAAGAGCAGCAUCAGCAGUAACUACCAGUCUGGAUCAGUGAGACACGUUCCCUCUUUGGACUCCAUCAGCUGUGCCGUGGAUGGAGUUCAUAUCCAGGAUGCAGUUGGCUCCACCAAUCAGCUCGCAGCUGGAGGGUCGGAGAACGGCCUGUUAGCCCCUCCACACAACGCCUACACACACCAGGGAGAGAGAGCCCGGACCCUGUCAGCGUCUGGGAAGUCUUGCUCAGCCCGGGAUCAGCUGGCGUUGACGCUGGGUGCGUUGAAUUCAGAUGGCCAGAGGAGCAGCAGAGACUCUCUGCACUGCUCCAGCGGCUACAGCACCCAGACCACCACCCCGUCCUGUUCUGAGGAUACCAUCCACACCCACAUCGACUACGAGUCCAUCUCUCUCCACGGAGACGCCGAUUCCAUCUCCCUACAUCACCUCUCCCACGGCAACAGCCAAUCAGACUUCGACAAAUCCUCCACCAUCCCCAGGAACUCUGACCUUAGCUUCCAGUACAGGAAGUUUGCUCAGUCCAAACGCCCUGCCUCUACUGUCAGCUUACUGGCUGAACCAGAAAAGAUAGGCGGGUCGGUCCGCCAGCUGCCGUCGCACACGGCGACCAUCAGACGGAAACCGUCGUCCAAACCGGCGUAUCGUAGAGGAACGAUCAGCGGAGGAGUCCCCAUCCCCAUCUCCACCCCACAGGUUCCCCUCAAAGCUCUCGGAGGAAACGGCGGCAGUGAUGAGAAUGUUUAUGCGGCGCCUCCUGCUGGAGGAGCAGGAGGUUUAGGUUACAGUAAACUCUGCACCUCCACUCAGAGCCUCAGUGCCUUACCUCCCUCCUCCUCCACAUCCCCGUACUACCAGCUGGUCCCGGGACAGAUGCCCAUCCCAGUGCCUGUGCCAACGGUCCCCUCCCUGCCACCAGAGGGCAGCAACGCCAAGCAGCAGCAGCAAAGACAGUACCAGCAGCAGCAAAUCAAACCCCAACUAAACUAUCAGCAACAACACGGCCAGAUCCAGCAACAAAUCCUGAUCCAGCCGCAGCUGCAGCAAUACCAACAUCAGCAACAAGCACCGCAACAGUUUCAGCAACACUUUCAGCAACUGCAGCAACCGUUCCAACAUCAGCACCAGCAGCCGCAGCAGCCGCACUACCAACAGGAGCUGCAGCAGCAGCCGCACUACCAACAGGAGCUGCAGCAGCAGCCACACUACCAACAGGAGCUGCAGCAGCAGCAGAAACAGAAGCUCUUCCUGCAGCAACACCAGGCAGAGGUCGCCUCCUCUGGUCCCAAGGCAGAGCCCUCUAAUCUGGGCUACGGCCAGCCCCAGCCCCCUCUACCCUCCUGCCAGGACCAGGACCAGGAGCAGCUGACCCAGGGAGGCGGAUCAAACAUGCUGAGCCAGAUCAGGGCAGUGCGGCUGAAAAGGACCCUUACUAACGAUCGCUCCGCCCCCGUCCUGCCCACCCCGACCAAUCACAAAUGAGGCUGGAAGAUAGUUCUUUUUUGUUCUCCCUGCUGGAUAACUUUAUUGACAGACUUAAGACUGAAACUCGACGCGUGUCUUAUCCUCUGCUUCCUUUUAGCUUUUGUUUGAAACAUUUUCAGACUUCCUCGUCUUUCUGCAGCAACCAUCUUUGGCCUUUUUUGUUCCUGUUUGCUUUUUGAUUGUGCAUAAAGUUUUAGUCUGACCCGGUCUUCUUAGAACUGUCGUUUUAGUUAGAGAUGACUUCUGCAGCACGCUUUACAUUCUGGGUGUGUUUGAUUUACCUGCCUGUCCUCCCAGCAGGGUGGCGUUUAGUUCUACUCUAGUCCAGCAGCUUCUCUGUGGUUGAGCCAUGGUGUGUGUGCUGGCUGUGGGUCCGUGUGUGUGCUGGUGGUCUCAGAGAGUCAGGGACUAGCAGACUCUCCGCUGUAGGUUGUAAAUAUGUUAGAACAAAUGCUUGGGGAGCAGCUUUACAGGAGGAAUAUUUGACUUUUUCUUUAAUGUUUGAACCAUAGCUGAGUCAAAGCUAGAGAUGCAGAUCACAGCCUGGUCCAAAAAGAACCUGGUUCUACAUUUGAAGAAGUUCGGGUUUAUUAAUACUGCGUUUGAGUCUAGUAAGUCCUUUAGAGCUCAGUUCAGACGUUCUGGGACGUUUAUGAAGAUGAAGAUGUAUGGUUUUAUCCAAUAGCUUCUCCUUUUUUAAAGAUAAUUUUGGAGCUUUUAUUUUGACAGGACAGCUGAAGAGACAGGAAGUAAGGAGAGGAGAGAAUGGGGGAAGAAAUGUGCUGAGACCUCUGGUGAGCUCUGCUAAUGAGUUCUACACCAGAACCCUACGAGAACAUUCUAGCAGCCUUUAAGUUCUAUUUCACAUUUAUCUGCAUCAGACUUUGACUGGAGCCAUGUUCUUAAACGUCUCUUUGGUCUGAACUGGCUUUUUUAACAUCUAAUCCUGAGUAGAGUCACGUGAUUAAAAUCAGGAAGUAAAAGUCUUGAUAGCUCCGCCCAUAAGGACUGGAGUCACUAAAAAUAUCAGCGAAGGCGUUAUCACGAUCCUUAUCUCUAGCACGACUUUAACUCCUUCAUGUUGGAAUCGUUUCCUCUGGGAUGCUGAAUGGUGCGGCCGCUCCGAACGCUCCAGGAUUAAAGCUGUUACUAUGGUGACGCGUCGAUGUGAGAUCAAAACAGGAAGAGGAGAGAGCCGGUCAGAGCUGUUAGUGUCACUCUAACAAUAAAUCCUCCUUCAUUACAUCUAAAGAAGCUCAGGUUUGACUCUGUUGAUCCUCCAGCAUCGUUCUCUCUCUGCUUUUAGAAAACUCAAAGACAAAAAAGAGACUUUAACCCUUUAGACUCCAUCAGUAGAGGCUCUGCAGCUUCAGAAAGAGAACGGAGGCUCUACUGAUGGAUUCUGUUGGACUUUUUGGAUCCUGCUCUCCAAAGAAAGACUGAACUUCAAACAUUUCAACCACAGCUCCUCUCUGAGUUUGGCUGCUUUGUCUUUAUUUCUCUGCAGCUUUAGGCUGAGCCUCAGUAGCUGGCUCUAUUGUCCAUGCUCUGCCAAGUUUGUCAUUUCCUCUUUUUUUUUUGAGCUGAACUUUUUCCUCUUCUGUUUUUGUUGUUUAUUUCUGAUCAUAUCUGUAGAUCCUACAGAUCCUAACAUGUCUGAACGGGUGUUGGCAGAUGUGAUGAAUGCAGCAUUCUGGACUUCCCUUAACGUUAGGACCAAGGGCUGUAGCUUUUAUGGAGAACCUGGUCCUGGUUUCAGGUUUCUGGAAACUUUGAGGGUGAAAAACCAGGACCAGUCCUCCACAGAUAAAAGACUCGUUUUUGGGAUGAAAAUAUUAGGUUUUUGCAGAUAUUUUCUGGUUUAUUUAGGUGAUGCACAUGAUGAAGAGGAUGUCAGCUGGUAGUGUGACUUUACUCUUUUAGAUCUUCGUCUUUUUCGAAGACACACUCCUAGUUUUGAUUCAACUCUCCUGAGAUUACUGAGAUGAUUCUGUUUAUCUGGAGAUCUCAGAUUAAAAACACAGGUUUAUAGGAUAAUACUUGAGUAUUUUAGUUUCCCGCUGACUUCAGUGGAGGAGACUGAUGGUUCAGUCAGAUCGGGGUCAGUACCCAGUCUGGGUCCUGAACUCUUGGACCAGCUGCUGACCUGUCAGACGGACGUGUAUGUGGAUGAAAGCUAGAUAACCCUGAAACUUUAAGUCCAGAGUUUCCUCUGAGCUCUCAGCGACUCCUUCCCUCAGUGACCAAUCAAAAUCAAGAAGGGGAGGGACUUUAGAGGUCUCUGGUUCCCAGAGUCCCAGCAGCAGUAGCACAGGAGAACCAGAUCAGACUGGUCUGAGGCCAGGACAGGCUUCCUUUAUAUUUAUUUACAUUUCAUCCAUUAAAAUAAACGAUAAAACACGUUUGGAACAGAUUCUACAGAAAGGCAGGCUUGAACUUUAGUAACCUGGAAGCAUGAGACUGUGAGAUGAUGACCUUUGACCCUGUGGACAUGGGCAUUAAAAUAAAAGAUGAAAUAUUCCUCCAGUAAACUCUGGGCUCAUGUUUGAGGCUUCUAUGAUUGAGUUUUUAAUCUGAUAUUUAAACCAAGGGUCAGACCUAAAAACCAGUCCAGUCUUUGGGUCUUCAACAUUUCGGUUUCACUCAGGACUUUGGUGUUUCUCAAACUCUGGCUGCGGCCCCGCUGGAGGACUGGAGACGAUGAGCAGAGGCCAGCUGCAUGCUGGGAAAUGCAGUCCAGUCUCUGUUCAUCUUCUCCUGAUAUGUUUUUAGUGAAACUUCUUAUUUUUCUUCUGAUUCAUGCGUUAAUAUUGAUUGUAGAGACAGAAAUGUUGCCUUCUGAUCAGCUUCAUUGAUCGGUUGAUUGAUUGAGUGAUUUGACCGAUUCAGCCCCUCAGCAGCUCUGUGUGUAAAUAUUAGUGCUUCUUUUCCUGGGACAGAUCUAAAUCUCUAUAAAAUGUCUGUAUGCAUAUCCUGAUUGUAUUUUUGUUGAUUUAUUGAUCAGACGAUGUGAUCGAUGCUGCCGCCGGUCGUCACUCGUCGUAUUUUUGUAGAAAAGCUUUAAAGGGGACCCGCUGAACUUCCUGGCGUUUGAGGAGCUGAAAUCUGAUUGGAUGUCGGACUAUCAAUAGCGAACAAAAGACUGGAGAGACAAACGGAGGACUUGAAGCAGACGAAUGUAGAAAUGUUGUCGUUCUUUUGUUGUUCGCUGUGGGAUCAAUAAUAAUAAUGAUAACUGAUCA
Molecule: messenger RNA, 7290 nt
Organism: Cheilinus undulatus (humphead wrasse)
Lineage: Eukaryota; Metazoa; Chordata; Actinopteri; Labriformes; Labridae
Gene: mtss1
Product: MTSS I-BAR domain containing 1
Exons: 13
Coding region: 1760-4045 (761 amino acids)
Biological process (GO): plasma membrane organization; cell projection assembly
Cellular component (GO): cytoplasmic side of plasma membrane; actin cytoskeleton
Molecular function (GO): actin binding; phospholipid binding
Source: RefSeq, a predicted model, not a curated record